Messenger RNA from Gadus macrocephalus (Pacific cod), 1407 nucleotides. RefSeq names its product zinc finger, HIT-type containing 3 (gene znhit3). The record is from RefSeq and is a predicted model, not a curated record. NCBI's taxonomy places the organism in Eukaryota, Metazoa, Chordata, Actinopteri, Gadiformes, Gadidae. Gene Ontology annotation, biological process: box C/D snoRNP assembly; snoRNA localization; maturation of LSU-rRNA from tricistronic rRNA transcript (SSU-rRNA, 5.8S rRNA, LSU-rRNA). Gene Ontology annotation, cellular component: pre-snoRNP complex; nucleus. The transcript has 5 exons. Bases 667 to 1335 code for a protein of 222 amino acids. Gene Ontology annotation, molecular function: protein binding.
AUCCCUGUUGUGUUUCCAAAGUUGACCAUUGCCCAAGGUUUGAACCCCUGUGUUGACCCAGUGAACUCGGACGGCUCGCCACGAAAUACUCCUGUCUACAUUCUGCCCCUGUUAACUCGACCUCCCUUCCGGUUACAGCAGCGCGGAAAUAGUUCGGUUGAGUUAGAGCUCGUCCCAAUACAACCGCGCGCGUGCGUGCGUGUGUGUGUGUGUGUGUGUGUGUGUGUGUGUGUGUGUGUGUGUGUUAAAGAGGAUAGAAGCUAUAUAUAUAUAUAUAUAUAUAUAUAUAUAUAGCAAUACAGACGUACAAUUGUGGUGUACGAUGACAGUAGAUGCAUAUAAUGUUUAAUAAAAAGAGAUAAUACAAUAACUGACUGCUCAAUGUUUUUUUUUGUGUAUGGUAUAGGUCAUAUUUGGAUCUACACUAUAGCUAUGUCACAUUUGAAUAUCAAGUAUUUUAUCAUAAUUUUUUUACUUGGUUGAAAUGUAAAGACAUCCCUCCCUACAUUUACCAAAGAUGUUUAUUACUACUAUUAAUGAUAAUGUUUAUUACUAGCUGCUUCCAUUUGGCUUAUUUUAGACCUAUAUAUUAUCGAUAGCACCAGCUGCAUACCGCUAGUAAACUUGUAUUAUUAUUAUUAUUAUUAUAGAUUUUCCCAGAUUAUCAUGAACGCCCAAUCCCGUAACGACAAUGUACUAUUAACAAACAGAAAAUCACACAAGCGUGGCCCGACUUUUACUUUGAAGAAAUUGUGUCGGCGGAUGUUAUUUUUUCACCGUCACAAACCAGACAGAUCAGGAAGUGGUGGACCUACUAGAGGAAAAGUACAAUUAAUCGGCGAAAAUAUACAAUCAGGAACGAAUAUACUAUCCAGUAUCCACGUCAACAUGCAGAUCUGCAAUGUUUGCCGAGACGAGCCAUCAAAAUAUAGAUGCCCAACCUGCCAAAUCAGAUAUUGUUCGCUUGGCUGCUAUAAGACACAUAAGGACAGUUGCAUUCGUGUUGAACGGCCAGCCCCUGUUACCCCUGAAACAAACACAGACGUAGAACCGUGGAACGUGGAUGACAUCCUCCAGAAGGAAGAGGAUUAUAUCGACAAAGUUCCCUUGCAGAAACUUAAACUGCUGAGCCAGUCGGAGGAGCUGAGAGGCCUUCUGCGUAACCCCCACCUGAGACAGUUAUUGCGCUCCAUCGACUCCGCGGCGAAUAAAGACGAAAUGAUGAGAGCCGCCAUGCAGGAACCGCUGUUUGUCGAGUUCUCCGACGAGUGUUUGAAAGUUGUAGAAAAUGGCCAACGCAAACCUUCAAGACCAGGGUCCAGUGAAGAUCUCUAGAGGUUUUGUUUUGCGUAGUAUUUUUUUUUUAUUCAAUACAUUUCUUUGUCCGUUUUUUCCAUGCAAUGCAUA